Molecule: messenger RNA, 3232 nt
Organism: Paramuricea clavata
Lineage: Eukaryota; Metazoa; Cnidaria; Anthozoa; Malacalcyonacea; Plexauridae
Source: the annotation of a GenBank genome assembly
GUUACUCACACUGCGGACGAGUUUUCUCACUAUGAGGACAAGGUUUCUCACACUGAGGACAAGGUUCCUCUCAUUGAGGACAAGGUUCCUCACUCCGAGGACAAGAUUCCUCACUCUGAGGACAAGGUUCCUCACUCUGAGGACAAGGUUCCCCACUGUGAGGGCAAGGUUCCUGACUCUGAGGACAAGUUUCGUCCCCCUGAUGACGAGGUUUCUCACUCUGAGGACCAGGUUCGUCACUCCGAGGACAAGGUUGCUCAUUCUCAGGAUAAGGUUCCUCACUCUGAGCGCAAGGCUUCUCACUCUGAGGACAAGGCUUCUCACUCUGAGGACAAGGUUCCUCACUCUAAGGACAAGGUGCCACACACUGAGGACAAGGUUCCUCAUUCUGAAGUCAGGUUCUUCACACUGAGGACAAGGUACCUCACUUUGAGGACAAGGUUCCUCACUUUGAGGACAAGGUUCCUCCCACUCAGGACAAGGUUCCUCACUCCGAAGGCAGGUUCUUCACUCUGAGGACAAGGUUCCUCACUCUGCCUACAAGGUUCCUCACACUGCGGACAAGGUUCCUCACUCUGAGGACAAAGGUUCCUCACACUGAGGACAAAGUUGCUCUCUUUCAGAACAAGGUUCCUCACUCUGAGGACAAGUUUCAUCACUCUGAGGACAAGGUUCUUCACUCUGAGGACAAGGUUCCCCACUCUGAGGACAAAGUUUCUCACCCUGAGGGCAAGGUUCCUCACCCUGAGGACACGUUUCGUCCCUCUGAUGACGAGGUUUCUCACUCUGAGGACAAGGUUCGUCACUCCGAGGACAAGGUUGCUCAUUCUCAGGACAAGGUUCCUCACUCUGAGGGCAAAGUUACUCACUCUGAGGACAAGGCUUCUCACUCUGAGGGCAAGGUUCCUCACUCUAAGGACAAGGUGCCACCCACUGACGACAAAGUUCCUCAUUCUGAAGCCAGGUUCUUCACCCUGAGGACAAGGUUCCUCUCUUUGAGGACAAGGUUCCUCACUCUGAGAACAAGGUUGCUCCCUUUCAGGACAAGGUUGCUCACUCCGAAGGCAGGUUCCUCACUCUGAGGACAAGAUUCCUCACUCUGCCUACAAGGUUACUCACACUGUGGACAAGGUUCCUCACUCUGAGGACAAAGGUUCCUCACUCUGAGGACAAGGUUCCUCACUCUCAGGACAAGGUUCCUCACUCUCAGGACAAGGUUCCUCACUCUCAGGACAAGGUUCCUCACUCUGAAGGCAGGUUACUCACACUGCGGACGAGUUUUCUCACUAUGAGGACAAGGUUUCUCACACUGAGGACAAGGUUCCUCACAUUGAGCACAAGGUUCCUCACUCCGAGGACAAGAUUCCUCACUCUGAGGACAAGGUUCCUCACUCUGAGGACAAGGUUCCCCACUCUGAGGGCAAGGUUCCUGACUCUGAGGACAAGUUUCGUCCCCCUGAUGACGAGGUUUCUCACUCUGAGGACCAGGUUCGUCACUCCGAGGACAAGGUUGCUCAUUCUCAGGACAAGGUUUCUCACUCUGAGCGCAAGGUUACUCACUCUGAGGACAAGGCUUCUCACUCUGAGGACAAGGUUCCUCACUCUAAGGACAAGGUUCCACACACUGAGGACAAGGUUCCUCAUUCAGAAGUCAGGUUCUUCACACUGAGGACAAGGUACCUCACUUUGAGGACAAGGUUCCUCACUCUGAGGACAAGGUUCCUCCCACUCAGGACAAGGUUGCUCACUCCGAAGGCAGGUUCCUCACUCUGAGGACAAGGUUCCUCACUCUGCCUACAAGGUUCCUCACACUGUGGACAAGGUUCCUCACUCUGAGGACAAGGUUCUCCACUUUGAGGACAAAGUUCCUCACCCUGAGGGCAAGGUUCCUCACCCUGAGGACAAGUUUCGUCCCUCUGAUGACGAGGUUUCUCACUCUAAGGAGAAGGUUCGUCACUCCGAGGACGAGGUUGCUCAUUCUCAGGACAAGGUUCCUCAUUCUGAGGGCAAGGUUACUCACUCUGAGGACAAGGCUUCUCACUCUGAGGACAAGGUUCCUCACUCUGAGGACAAGGUGCCACACUCUGAGGACAAGGUUCCUUAUUCUGAAGUCAGGUUCCUCACUCUGGGGACAAGGUUCCUCACUCUGAUUACAAGGUUCGUCACUCGGAGAACAAGGUUCCUCACUCUGAAGGCAGGUUCCUCGCUCUGAGGGCAAGGUUCCUGACAAUGAGGACAAGGUUCCAAACUCUCACGACAAGGUUCCUCACUCUGAGGGCAGGUUACUCACACCGAGGACGAGUUUCCUCACUCUGAGAAGUAGGUUCCUCACUCUGAGGCAAUUUUCAUCACUCUCAGGACAAGGUUCCUUACACUGCGGACAAGGUUCUUCACUCUGAGAACGUGGUUCCUCACUCUGAGGACAAGGUUCCACAUUUUGAGGACAAGGUUCCUCACUCUGAGGACAAGGUUCCUCACUCUGAGGACAAGGUUCCUCACUUUGAGGACAAGGUUCCUCACUCUCAGGACAAGGUUCCUCACUCUGAGAACAAGGUGCCACACUAUGAGGACCGGGAUCCUCAAUCUGAAGUCAGGUUUCUCACACUGAGGACAAGGUUCCUCACUCUGAGGACAAGGUUCCUCACUCUGAGACCAAGGUUCCUCUCUCUGAGGACAAGGUUCCUCACACUGAGUAAACGGUUCCUCACUGUGAGAACAAGGUUCCUCACUCUGAGGACAAGGUUCCUCACUCUGAGGACAAGGUUCCUCACUCUGAGGACAAGGUGCCACACUCUGAGGACAAGGCUCCUCAUUCUGAAGUCAGGUUCCUCACACGGAGGACAAGGUUCCUCAUUCUGAAGUCAGGUUCCUCACACUGAGGACAAGGUUCCUCACCCUGAGGACAAGGUUCCUCACCCUGAAGGCAGGUUUCUCACUCUCAGGACAAGGCUUCUCACUCUGAGUACAAGGUGCCACACUCUGAGGACAAGGUUGCUCACUCCGAAGGCAGGUUCCUCACUCUGAGGACAAGGUUCCUCACUCUGAGGACAAGGUUCCUCAUUCUGAGGACAAGGUUCCUCACACUGAGGAGAAGGUUCCUCACUCUGAGGACAAGGUUCCUCACUCUGAGGACAAGGUUCCUCACUCUGAAUACGAGGUGCCACACUCUGAGGACAAGGUUCCUCAUUCUGAAGUCAGGUUCCUCAUUCUGAAGUCAGGUUCUUCACACUGA